UUCCACUUGACACCGGUCAGAGCAGGAGGCAAGUCGCAGUCCUGUAGCCUGCACUGUACUGCUUGCGCCAUCCAGGCGGGUAGCGAUGUGAAUGUGUGGCUGCUGCUUUAUCCCGGACCCCCCGCGUCACGGUCUCGGGAUGGAACGAAGGAGAGCAGAACCAGACACCGGCACCAACCCAGUGUCCUUGUACGGGGAAUACACGGUCACUGGUAACCGAAAAGUCAGGUGUGCUCUGAGUUUGACCGACAGAGACCUCCUCGUCCAGCGGCUCACUUCGACACCUGUCGGGCGGAACAAGGUGGUGCUCAGCCUGGAGGACUGCGUCGGCUGCCGUGCUUACCGGGAAGAUGACACCGCGGACCCGGCAGCGUACUUCGCAGCCUACUUCUACCCGCUGAAGCGGCGCUGGAUGAGUUCCGGGGUGUACCGGCAGAGAGUGGAGCAGUGCUUUCGGUUCGACGCGCUGCAGGACCCGCGCGCCAACCUGGAGGAAGCGGAGAAGUGGGCUCGCGCUGUCCAAGAACGCUCUGCCCGGCAACAGUACCUAAGAGAAGGGGUGUUGAUGAGCGAGUUGCCUCGUCCGUGCCGGAUGAUGCUGCUGGUGAACCCACAGAGCGGGAAUGGACAGGCACUCACGCUCUACAACAACCACAUCCAACGAAUGCUCAACGAGGCGGGAGUCCCAUACACUCUGUUUAUCACCGAGCGGCAAAACCACGCCCGAGAGCUCGUGAGGGAGGCCGAUCUGUCACAGUGGGACGCUUUAGUCAUCAUAUCUGGAGACGGACUUCUGUUUGAGGUGAUAAAUGGUCUGUCGGAGAGACCAGACUGGGAGGAGGCCAUUCGGACCCCAUUGGGUAUUCUUCCUGGUGGAUCAGGCAACGCCUUGGCUGCAUCCAUUCAUAACUACUCUGGAGCCUCGCCGGUGUGCAGUGAGGAGCUCCUGGUCAGCUGUGGUUUCCUGCUCUGCAAAGGGCUCGUGUCCCGUAUGGACCUGGUCUCCAUCCAUCUCUCCUCCAGCCCUCGUCUCUUCUCCUUCCUCUCGCUGGCCUGGGGCUUUGUAGCGGACGUAGACAUAGAGAGCGAGAAGUAUCGCCACGUCGGCGCUGCUCGGUUCACCAUUGGCACACUGGUGAGGCUGGCUUGUCUCCGUGUCUACAGGGGCAAGCUGGCCUACCUGCCCGCCACAGAGGGCCACAACAACGACGGGGGUUUGAGAAAUAACAUGACACCGCACUGCAAUAAUCAGGCCUCCUCCCUGGGUCCAGCCCCCCUGCUGGGUCGACCGUCCAGAGACUCUCCCUGCCAGAACACCUUCCACAACUCCUGCCACUCCAACAACUCCCUCAAAGGGAGGACGACGGAGAGCGCGCCUUCUCGGAGCGCCACCAAAUCCCUCACCGGCCCGCCUGACUCACUGCUGCUGCCUCUGGACCAGCCGCUGCCCGACAACUGGGUGGUGGUGCAGGAGGAAGACUUUGUCCUGGUGCUGGCCAUGUACCAGUCCCACCUGGCGGAGGACCUGCUGGCGGCACCAGACGCCACAUUGGACGAUGGCCUCAUCCAUCUUCUCUACGUUAGGGCGGGAAUAUCACGCGCUGCGCUGCUGAGGCUGUUCCUAGCUAUGGAGAAGGGCGCACAUCUGGCUACUAACUGUCAACAUCUGGUGUACACUAAGGUGCGGGCACUCAGGCUGGAGCCUUAUUCGCCUAAAGGGAUAAUCACCGUCGACGGAGAAGUGGUGGAAUAUGGGCCGUUGCAAGCGGAGACACACAGAGGCCUGGCGAGAUUAAUCACUGGAUGAACUGAGCAAACAUCUCUGCUGUUAAGACCCAAUAAAAACAUUUUCACAAUUUAAACCAGAAAUGUUCCGAAGCACAGAGACACAGUAGCAAAGCAAUGGAUGUAAGACUGAUUCACGGGUUAGCUGCAAAGUUAGACUCUCAACUAUACAUAGAGACCACACGAUUUAGACGAAAGUAAUGUGAUGUUGGUCAGUUUAUAUACAAACACGUGCUAUGUGUGGAGGGCCAAAGUGUUAUCAAUAAUAUCAAUAUCAAAGAAAAUAAGACAUUAUGAAUGAAGAAUCAUAUUAAUAAAUGCCAGUACAAUAUAUAACUGUUAACUUAUAAAAAUAACCUAAAUCAAUUUUUCAUCUUAACUUAUUAUGAAAUGUUAUUUAAUCCAACAUAUUUUCACAAUAAGAGCGUUUACGGCUGGUAUUUUUUAUUUCAAACUGUCCUUUUUCCAACACACAUUAUUUUCAGAGUCUUUAUCAGUUAAUCAAGACAGACGGCACAGUCAGCUAUAUGAUUGGCCAAUAACACUGGGGUCUGUGUGUCUUCACUGAGAGACAAAUACUUUCUUACAAAUCACCCUCCAAGUCCUGAUAUAAGAUAUUUGUUUAUUCUUAAAUUGUGCACACAAAAUUAAAAAUAAAAUCUGAGAUAAAAAUUGGGGGAAAAUAACUGCUGGAAUAAAGUAAAACUGACCUGCAAUGAACUCUGAAACAGGAUAGAAAAGUCACAAUAAUGAACGAAGGUUUAGAAAUGUAUUGAAUUAUUUCUCAAUAUACCAUUUAAUUUAUUUAUCUAUUUAUUUAUUAGUAGCGAACACUUUGGGUCUCCAUAGCCGUGACUGAGCUUCAUGUAGAUAAUUUACAGACCAGAUACACAUGAUGACGCGUUGAGCCUCUAUGUAAAGUGAAUCCGUCUACAUCUUUAGCCGCCAGUAUCUCUUAUCUUCUCUGUGCUGAAGUCGACACAUCAACCUGAAUUACAGCAUUGUAUGCAACAGCAGAGGGUUGGAUUUAUGCCUCUGCAGUACGUUGGAGACUGUGUGUGUGUUUGUGUGAGUGAUGCAGCAGGGAUGUUGUUCUCGUUUUAACAGAGGUCAUCGGGCUUUGCGACUGUUGAACAUAGAGAGCCUCAAACACUCCAAAAGGCCAAAAGUCUAACUUGAAUCCUUGAUGGGUCAGCGGGUGGCAUCUGGGACGAUGGUGCUCGUCUACUACAACAUAUAAGACUGCUGAGUGAUGUGAGGGUAGGUGUGCCUCCGGCUUGUGCUCCUGUAGAAGUCAAACAAAUCCCAAGGAAGCACAUUGCAGGAAAAACAUCUUUUAAUAUUUCAUCUGACAUUUAUUUUCUCAUAUUAAGUCUAUCUGUGAUGGUCCCACAGCUUUCUUUGCACGCCCGGUUUUGAGAUCAGAGGCUGUAAAUAUUUGGUGUGCUGUGUUGUUUCACUCUGAGCACCAGAGUCCCAGAUUCAGAAAGGUUCGAUUGCCUUAAAGACUUGCCAGCUCCAUUCUGGUUUCCCAAGCCAACCACGCUACCUUAAUUUCACCUGAGAACAGAUUCAUGUCCGUCAAACCAGUUCUUAUGUCUUCUAUUUUUUAAUAAGAUUUUAUUCUGAAAUACAGAGACAGUUCUUAGAGAAGUAAGGCAAGGCAAGUUUAUUUGUAUAGCACAUUUCAACAAGGUAAUUAAUUAACAAAACCACGGAAAGAUAAAAAAAAGACAUUAAAAUACAAUUUUUAAUUGAGUUUGAAAUUUAGAUAGAAAGUUAAAUAGAAAAAUGAUAAAACAGGACAGUAAAAUUUUCAGUGUAGUGUAAGUUUUGAAUCUACAGCCUUAAAUGUGAUUAGAUUAAAGGCACUGGUAAAAGUAGUCAUAUUUAAGUCUCAAGGGUGCUGCAAAGACAGCAGCAGUGGAACAAAUGUAAACAGAGUGACAUCUGUUAUUAUUCUGUUAAAAGAAAAACGCUUUUAAAGGUUUCCUGUAGAGUUUAGAGCUCUAGUUGCAUUAUGGAGCCGUUUAUUUAAAAAAAAAUUUUAUUUUGUGCACGAGGACACACUAUUCCACUGAACAUGGGGUGGUAAAACACCAUAAGCUGCAGUGCGCCAGAAAAGGCAGUGAGGAAUUUUGCUGCAAGCUGGUAAACAUGGAUGUAAAGAACGCUGGAUUCAAAAA
Molecule: messenger RNA, 3971 nt
Organism: Micropterus dolomieu (smallmouth bass)
Lineage: Eukaryota; Metazoa; Chordata; Actinopteri; Centrarchiformes; Centrarchidae
Product: sphingosine kinase 1-like
Exons: 5
Coding region: 92-1807 (571 amino acids)
Biological process (GO): cellular response to growth factor stimulus; negative regulation of apoptotic process; sphingosine biosynthetic process
Cellular component (GO): intracellular membrane-bounded organelle; membrane; cytoplasm
Source: RefSeq, a predicted model, not a curated record